AUGCCAACCACCGCAGCCAGCACAAGAAUCCUGCUUGCAGCCUGCAAUCCUACGAAAAUAGGGAAGAAGACCAAAAAUGUGAUUCCUCUUCAAGAGAAAAUUCCUGACUAUGAUCCCGACAUCCCGGAGCCAAAAUGCCGAGCUGAACUCCUUAAGUACUGGAUCAAACUAUCUCUGGAUGACAAGACAGCCAAUAAGAUGCUGUGGAUAACAGACGGAGGCUCCAAAGUGUUCCGAAUGACUGAUGACGUCACUUGUCCUGUACUGGAUAGACCAGAGAGAUACGAAUAUUCACCUCAGGUUCUUUGCAAAGAGGGAAUCCUGGGCUUUCGAGCGUAUUGGGAGAUCGAGUAUUCCGGAUGGGUGGUGGCCGGGGUCACUUAUGAAGGGGCUGGACGAAGGGGACGCGAUGGCCCCUGUGGCCUAGGGGAGAAUGAACAGUCUUGGGGUAUCGGCUGGGGGGGCUCACAUUACCAGGUGUGGAUCGAUGGCAUCAACAAUGGAAUCUGGGACGUCCCUCAGUACAGCACCAUUGGGGUUUACCUGGACCACCCAGCAGGGGUGGUCAAUUUUUAUGCCGUGGAGGAGGUCGAGGGCAGGCGAGAGGUGAGACUCUUGCAUCAGAUUAAGAGUUCCUUCAAGGGGAGGAUGAUGCCUGGUUUCUGGGUAGGACAAAAGUCCUCAUGCACUAUCAGUUUGAAGGAAUAA
Molecule: messenger RNA, 708 nt
Organism: Nerophis lumbriciformis (worm pipefish)
Lineage: Eukaryota; Metazoa; Chordata; Actinopteri; Syngnathiformes; Syngnathidae
Source: RefSeq, a predicted model, not a curated record